AUGAAAGGCAAGAUUUUCGCCAGAAAAGAAGAUGAUCCGACUACCAAUGCAACUUUCCUUCUUAGAGUGGACGUUCCCUUGCGAGUUGAUAAAUUGACCGGAGCUCCAAGGCAAGAAGGUGAAAGUGCGUGGAGAUACCGUUUACGAAGAUUAUUUACAGUGAAAUCAAUUAAAAGUCUGGAUGAGGAUUAUCAAGCAUCUAAGCUCAAAAAGUCUUUAAAUGUCUUUGACUUAAUUAUGAUUGGCAUCGGCGGUAUAAUUGGAAAUGGCAUAUUUGUUUUAGCAGGCCAAGCUGCCGCGACUAGGGCGGGUCCGGGUGUCGUUAUCUCUAUUUUAUUGGCUGGACUGACUGCUAGUUUUGCUGCGUUGUCUUACUCUGAAUUAGCCUCGAUGAUCCCAAUUUCAGGUUCAUCAUAUACUUAUACGUACGCAACAUUAGGUGAAUUAAUAGCCUGGAUUAUUGGUUGGGAUUUAACCUUGGAAUAUUUAGUGGGUGCUUCCGCAGUAGCUGUUGGGUGGUCCGGCUACUUUAGGUUUUUCUUUAUUGAUGCUUUUGGUGUCGAACUUUCAUCAGCAUGGACCGAAUCACCGUUUAUAUUCAACAGUACAACCAGUUCUUUUCAAACGGUUCCUGGAAUCAAAGAAUCUGCUAGAUUUGCCACAUUUGUUGUCUCUGUGAAACUUAUAGUUAUCUUUUUGUUUAUUAUUGCCGCUGGAACUCGUGUCCACAAUGAAAACUUUCAUCCAUUUAUUCCACAAAAUCAAGGAUCAUUUUCGAGUUUUGGUGUUACUGGUGUAUUGUCAGGGGCUACUGUUGUGUUCUUUGCGUAUAUUGGAUUUGAUGCGAUUUCAACUAUUGCACAAGAAUCCGAAAAUCCGCAAAAGGAUUUACCAGUCGCAAUUCUGGGUAGCUUCAGUAUUGUCACAUUUAUUUACGUCGCUGUAUGUGUCGUGUUGACAGGUGUAGUCUCAUACACGCAACUUGAUAGUCCUGCGCCACUAUCUGUAGCUGUUAAUGCAAUAGGGAUGAGAUGGUUAGGAAUCAUUGUAGAUAUUGGUGCGGUAAUUGGUUUAACAUCAGUUAUUCUCAUAACAUUGAUGGGGCAGCCUCGCAUUUUUAUGGCAAUGGCAAAUGAUGGAUUGAUUCCCAAAUUUGCUUCAAAUAUUCAUCCUAAAUUUGGUACUCCAUACGUAAUAACUAUAAUUACUGGCACAAUUGCUUCUAUAGCAGCAGCAUUUCUCCCAAUUGAUGUACUUGCCGAAUUAAUGUCUGUUGGCACACUAUUGGCUUUCUUCCUAGUAAACGUAGGUGUUACAAUAUUAAGAUUUACAGCCCCAGAUGCCCCUAGAAAAUUCAGAGUACCAGGUGGCCCAUUUUUGAUUCCGUUUAUAGGUGCCGCAUUAAGUAUAUUAUUAAUAGCAACAGCAACAGUUCCAACUAUUGCUAGAUUAUUUAUUUGGAUGGCAAUCGGAUUAGUAGUGUACGCCCUUUAUGGAUCAAGGCGUUCUGAAGUUAAUAAUCAGGAGAUGUGUAUUGAAAAAGCUACUGAUAGAAUUGAGACUUAA
Molecule: messenger RNA, 1566 nt
Organism: Cetraspora pellucida
Lineage: Eukaryota; Fungi; Glomeromycota; Glomeromycetes; Diversisporales; Gigasporaceae
Source: the annotation of a GenBank genome assembly